AGAGCCGGCUCGACUGAACCUGUCCGAGCUGUAGAGUUUGGGGCGCUUGUGGCUCCAGUGCUCCUGUCCGACACCAUACAGGAGGGAUGUGCUGCCGAGACCUGCUGCUGGCGCUUACUGUCGGAUUUCUACCUCUUCUUUUCAACCAAUCCUUCUUCCUCUCACUGCUUCUGCCCUUCCUACAGCAAGCCCAUGGAGAGCUUCAAAAGUCAUGUUCCCGGAGUCCACCACCACCAGUGGAAGAGUUGUGCCAACUGCCCUGCCACUGCAGACGAUACCCACCUUUACCACCACCGCCCCCUCCACCACUUCCACCCAGACUGCUCUUUCUCACUGUGGCUCCAUCCGCUGUGCCUCCUGUAGAUCCCUGGGAAAGAAAGAUGGAGAUUUUAGUGCUGGGGACAGUAAGCUGUGCAUCAGUGGUCUUCCUUUUCCUCACUGUCUUCAUCUGCUACAAGGCUAUUAAAAGAAAACCAUUACGGAAGGAAGAGAACGGCACCAGUCGAGGGGAGUACGCCAUGAGCUCCCACUCCAAGCAGCAGAUAGUGGAGACCAACAACACUGGAGUAUAGUAGCUAAAAUAUUAUAAUAACAAUUCUGAAGCCAACUCUACCUACUGGCUCUUUCUCCUGGUCUGACCGGCUUUGGAGAUGGAAGCAAAGGUAGGAAAUAGACCUGGUGGUUCUAGAGAAGCAGGAUGUGUUUUAAAUUCAGCAGAAUGAUAGUUCAUGAUUGAUAGAUGACAGUAUAAUAAAGAAGCAGAGGAAAUGUCGAGCCUGAAGACUAGAUGACAGCUGCUGUGAAGCUAAAGCCGUCAGAGCCCUCGGAGGACUAUCAACAAGUAAACACCGACGACCCGACGCAUGCACUUUCUGCUAAAUGCAACCAUGCUUGAAGACCUCUUCUGCCCCUUGUCCUUCCUGUCUUCAUUUCUCUGCAAAUUGCUUCCUCCACCAGAUGUAAAUAAACAUGUAAGCCUUGCAUCCUGAUUAAAGUAAAUGCUUUCCGACCACUAGAUGUAAGAUGAAUGAGAUAUUCAGAACUUUAUUAGGAGAUGGAUUGCUUUUGGAGACGUUUGUAUGACUAUGCAACUGGAGACGUUUUGUAAUGCAUGCUUAGGAUAUCAUUUUUGAUUAGCAUUAAUAACUGCUGAUGAUAAACCCAAUACUCGCCAGUUAUGUACAUAAAUAGUAUUGCUGUACAUGUGUAACAUACUGUAACUCAGCUGUCAUUUUUUAUUUCUUUUGAAUGGUUCUAAAUCUCUUGGAGAUUUCACACUCAAAACUGUGUUCCAGCAGAUUCUAAUUCAUAACAUAUCUGUUUGAGGUGGUUCUUGAAUUACAUCUAACUAUUCAAACUACACUGAUCAGCCAUAACAUUAAAACCGCCUCCUUGUU
Trichomycterus rosablanca is the source of this 1397-nucleotide messenger RNA. It is a transcript of the gene prima1, whose product is annotated as proline rich membrane anchor 1. The transcript is spliced from 4 exons. The record is from RefSeq and is a predicted model, not a curated record. Lineage: Eukaryota; Metazoa; Chordata; Actinopteri; Siluriformes; Trichomycteridae. Bases 87 to 572 code for a protein of 161 amino acids.